This is a messenger RNA of Polypterus senegalus (gray bichir), 8046 nucleotides long. Its product is annotated as collagen alpha-6(VI) chain-like. The coding region runs from base 74 to 7570 and encodes 2498 amino acids. Lineage: Eukaryota; Metazoa; Chordata; Cladistia; Polypteriformes; Polypteridae. The transcript has 40 exons. The record is from RefSeq and is a predicted model, not a curated record. Gene Ontology annotation, molecular function: serine-type endopeptidase inhibitor activity.
UUUUAGGAGGGUGCGGACUGUUACUGACUUCAGGAACUCCAUCCCCAUCAUGUUCAAUUCAUGCCAGUAAGAGAUGAAUAACCUGAGAAAGAUCACAAAGAUGACGAGCACAUUUUGUUUCCUCUUCUUCACAUGUCUGGUCACUUGUUGGGCGCAGAGACAAGAUACCAAAGAAUGGUUUGGCGAUGUGGUGUUCUUGGUGGACGACACCGACAGUAUGGGGAGAAGCGAUUUCAGCAGAGUGAAGAAUUUCCUACAAAAUGUGAUAAAACAGUUUGAUGUUGGGAUGGAGAAAUACCGAAUCGGUGUCUCACAGUUCAGCAGUAAAGCCAAGACAAUGAUCUUCCUCAACUCUACUAAGACUGUUGAGACCUUAACCAACCAGAUCGAUAAAGAAAUCACUUACAAAGGCGGGGAGGCCAAAACAAGUUUGGCUCUCAAGAAUGCCUUUGAUGUUCAUUUCAACAAGUCCUCGGGAAGCAGGAGGAAAGAAGGAAUCCCUCAGCUUCUCGUCGUCAUUUCGUCGGAGAACUCUACCGAUGAGCUGCAGAAAACGGUCAGGACCAUGAAAGAUUAUGGCGUCAAAAUCGUUUCAAUUGGACUUAAAAAUGCUGACACCAUGAAAAAUGCUGACACGCAUCACUUCUUCAGCUAUUCUUUCAACGACUUAAGAGCAUCAAUCAGAAAUGUUUCCAGUUUAAUAAAAGAUGAAGUUAACAGUCAAUUUAGGACCAAACAGCAACCAAGAGUGUGUGAGGCCAUAACCAUGGCGGACAUCUUGUUACUUGUCAGCAGCCCAGCCAACAUUAAGCAGCUUAACUUCAACCAUCUGAAGGCCUUCCUCUACAACGUUGUCGGUGCUUUCAAUAACGUUAAUGCUACCAUCAGGAUCGGCAUGGUGACCUUCAACGACACACAGAAAGUGGAGUUUUCCCUUCGAGAUCACAAAGACAUAAGUCAUAUCCAGGACUACAUCAAGAACAUUGCGCACUAUGAGGGAACACCAGACAUAAACACCGGAGCAGCCCUGCGAUUUGUGAAAGAUCAGUUUACAAGGAGUCAUAAUGGUCAGACAGGAGUCCAGCAAGUGGCCAUUGUGAUCACCGACAGGGUCUCCAACGACAGCGUGACCGAGGCUGCGUCUGCUCUCCAUAAAGACGGCGUGGCGGUGUUUGCCGUGGGAAUCAAGGAAGCCAACGAGGCCCACCUGAAUGAAAUCGUUUCAGACACUGAUGAACAUCGGGUAUUUGUGGACACUUUUGUGCAGCUGUCGGCGAUUGAAGAUAAACUGCUGACAACGAUCUGCAAUGACAUCCGCAGAAAAGUCUAUCAAAUCCCAGAAAUAACAAACAUCCUGAAAAAAGGCUGCGUCGAAACAGAAGAAGCAGACAUUUUUUUUGUGGUUGACGGCUCAUUCAGCAUCGACAAGAGUCACUUUACUGAAAUUAAGGAUUUCCUUGUCGACGUAGUGCAAAUGUUUGAAAUAGGGCAGAGUAAAGUUCGGGUCGGACUGGUCCAGUAUGCAGGGGAUCCAUCAAUCGAGUUUAAUAUCGAUGUUCAUAAGACGAAAAACGAUGUGCAGAAGGCCAUCCAGAACAUUCGGCAGAAAACACACACAAGUAAUACUGGGAAAGCUUUAAAUUACACUAUGGAGCUCAUCGCAAAAGCAAAGAACAUUCGCAGUGUGCCGACAUACCUGCUGACACUGACAGAUGGAAGGUCGAAGGACGACGUAACCCAAGUAGCAAUGGCUUUAAGGAGCAGCAAGGUCAAAACCUUUGCCAUUGGUGUGAAAGGUGCGAAUGAGACUCAGCUGCAGGAAAUUGCAGGAUCGAAAGAGGAAGUUUUUUACCUUAACCAAUCCACCCAAUUUAAGGAAAUCAAAAAUAAAAUUUUCCGUGAAAUUUGCACAACGACAGAUUGCACUUCAAUGAGAAAAGCUGACGUUUAUUUUUUGGCUGACAACUCUGGAAGAAUUAGCAAAGAUAGUUUUAAGUUGAUGCAAGCCUUUCUUCGUGACACCAUACAAGCAUUUCCACUGGGAGCGAAUCAAGUUCAGGUUACAAUCGUGAUGUACACCGAAAAUCCUGUCCUGUUAAGAAGAAGUUCUGAGAAGGAUGAUGUGCUGAAGCUCAUUCAGGGAAUGGGACAGCAUUUAGGAACAACCAACACUGGAAAAGCAUUAAGUUACACCCUUCAACUCGUUGAUAAAGCAAAACAAGUCCGGAACGUUCCCACAUUCGUGCUGACCCUAACAGAUGGAAAAUCCAUGGAUGAUGUAGACGUGUCAUCUAAGGCCCUAAGAAGUAAAAAUGUCAAAACCUUUGCCAUUGGAGUGAGUCGCGCCAAUGACACUGAACUUCAGGUGAUCGCAGGCUCCAAUGACACGAGGUUCCACGUCAGCGACUUUAGCAAACUGAAGGAUAUCAAAAACAACGUUGUCCAAAAAAUGUGUCUGCCUGAGGUUUGCAAGAAGGCUGAAGCUGAUAUCAUGUUCUUGCUUGAUGGCUCUGGAAGCAUCGAACCGGAGGAUUUCCAAAAAAUGCUCAGUUUUGUGGAAAGACUCAUGAAGAAGAUAAGCGUUAAGAAUGGCCACACGAGAUUUGGGGCUGUGCAGUACAGUGACGUCCAAAGAGAGCAGUUUCCGUUAUCCAAAGACGUGAACAGCCACGUCGCGAGUCUGAAGAACAUGCACCAGCUCGGCGGGGGAACCCUGAUUGGCAAAGCGCUGACUUCUAUAGACUCAUAUUUUCAAAAAUCAAAGAAGGAACGACCCUUCAUCGGCAGGUACCUGGUCGUAAUCACUGAUGGGGAGUCUCAGGAUGAAGUCGCCGCUCCAGCGUUGGCUUUGCGGAAUAUUGACGUUCAGAUCUCCUCCAUUGGCAUUGGCAAGGUUAAUUUUAAUCAGCUGGUGAAUAUAAGCGGCUCUCAACACCGAGCAUUUUACAUCCACAAUUUUGAUGACCUAAGUAAGACCUUUGAAAACAUUCUUUCAACUCUUUGCACAAGUCAAGGGGAAUGUUCAAGGCUUGGCAUGGCCGACGUCAUGUUUGUAGUCGACUCCUCAGGGAGCAUCGGGGAUGCUAAUUAUCUUUUGAUGAAGAAUUUUAUGAUUUCCUUAGUUAAUCACUCAGAUAUUGGCAGAGAUAAGGUGCAGAUUGGAGCCAUGAUAUAUAGUGCUGAACCUGAGAAAGGCUUCUUAUUGAACGAGUAUCUGAGUAAGAGUUCUGUCACUAAUGCAAUCCUCAGUCUGAGACACUUGAAAGAUACCACAUACACAGCCAAAGCCCUCAACUUCUCCAAAGAUUUCCUGGAAGAGUCAUUUGGGGGCCGCAGAAAUCAAAAUGUGAAACAACUUCUCAUUACCAUCACCGACGGCGAGUCCCACGACAAAGAAAAACUGGAGGACACAGCCAAGUACAUCAGAGACCAAGGAAUUGACACCUACGCGGUUGGAAUAAAGGAGGCAAAGACAGAAGAGCUUAAGAUCAUCGGAGGCAAAGACGAAAACUGGUUUUAUGUGGACAAUUUUGAUAAGCUGCAAGACCUGCAACAAAAAUUUUCUGAAAUAGUAUGCGGUAACACUCCAACAACUUGCAAAACUGAAGUCGACAUCGUGUUUCUUCUUGAUGGCUCAGGAAGCAUUGCGGAAACUGAUUUUAAAAGAAUGCAAAAUUUCACUAAGGACAUCUUGGAAAAUUUCCUCUCGGGAAGUAAUCAGGUCGGUGUGGCGCAGUUCAGCAGCUCUUAUUCCGAGGAGUUUCCACUGACAUUUCUGAAAGGCAGAGAAGCCUUCACUAAAAUCGAUUCGAUACAUAAGCAUGGCGGUGGCACCUUAAUAGGCAACGCUCUUCAUUCCAUCAAACCUCUAUUCACCACUGAGAAGGGCAGUCGGAAGAAUAAAGGAGUUCAGCAGAUUCUGAUCGUCAUCACAGACGGAGAUUCCCAAGAUUCGGUGGAGGAACCGGCGAGAGAUUUGAGAAAUGACAACAUUUUCAUGUACGCAAUAGGAAUAGGAGCCGUUAAACAAAAGCAGUUGGACCUCAUAUCCAGCACACGUGAAACAACGUACAAACUGAACAAUUUUAUGGAGCUGUCGAAUAUCAAGAAACGAGUAACUCGUGACAUUUGUGACCAGCCAGCCAAACCUUCAAAUUGCACUAUGGAUAUCGUAGUUGGCUUUGACCUUACACGCAAUGUACAACAAACUUCCCUGUUUGCCAACCAAGAUAAUCUGAAGGCUCUUCUACCUGAGAUUUUAAGAACUAUCUCCUCCAUUAAAAAUCUCAGUUGUAUUCCAGGAUCUCAGCCAAGAAUCAGUUUUGGAUUUCAGGUUCCAGAUGCACAGCAGGAAUACGAGUUUUCAUUCAAACUUUAUAACGAAGACAUGUUUCCAGAAUUAGAGAAAAUGGUAAUCAGUGGCGGAGCCAAAUUAAACGUACAGUUCUUAAACACGCUAUGGGACAGGUUUGACGAACAAACGGAGACGGUGUCCAAGGUGCUCCUGCUUUUCACAGAUGGAUUGGAUGAAGAAAUUGAAGCCCUUGAAGAUAAAGUCGAGCAGCUCAAGAACAAAGGACUCAGUGCUCUUGUUACUGUUGCUCUGGAAGGAGCUUCAAGGAUCGACGAUAUUCAUCACCUUGAUUUUGGAGGAAGAUUUCCAUACGUGCCUCAAUUAACCAUCGACAAUCCUUCGAUAAGCAUCUUAUUGAACCGAAUACUCGACACCGUUGCCGAAAGGGCCUGCUGCUGUGCUUUCUGCAAAUGUAUGGGCACCAGAGGACCCAUCGGCCCAUACGGACAAGUUGGAGAAAAGGGACACAUAGGACGUGUGGGAAAUCAAGGCCACCCUGGUGAAGAAGGCUCUCCGGGAGGAAGGGGUCCGCCUGGUGUGACUGGACUUGCAGGAUCUCAAGGAUGUAACGGAAGAAUUGGACAGAAGGGAUCCCGAGGCAUCUCAGGUGAAAAGGGACAAAAUGGCGAAGAUGGCUUGGACGGUAUUUCAGGACAGGAGGGAGACCAAGGGCAUUCUGGGCAAAAAGGAGAAAUCGGCCACUUUGGAAAAACGGGAAGUCCUGGUUCAAGAGGAACACCAGGAACUCGAGGAGAACCUGGCCUACGUGGGAAUCCAGGUGACCCUGGAUCUCAUAAUGAUGUUCCUGGACCAAAAGGGGCGCAAGGCAAACGUGGUCUGCAGGGCGAGUCUGGUAUCGAUGGGAAGCCUGGUCCGAAUGGAGAACCGGGACAGCAGGGGCCGGAUGGUCGCAGAGGUCAGCUUGGAAUUAAGGGUAACAGUGGAAAUGUUGGCUUGCAAGGUCCAAAAGGAGAGCAAGGAAUGAGAGGCUCCCAGGGUCCUAAAGGCAACCAGGGGGAUCCAGGACCACUUGGAGAGCUGGGACUCAAAGGACCCCAGGGUUCACGCGGGCCUGAAGGACCAAAUGGCAGUCGAGGUAAUGCGGGACAACGAGGACUGAAAGGUGAACCUGGCAUUCCCGGUCUCAAAGGUGCCCCUGGGACAGCUGGACCCCGAGGAAUUCAGGGUGAAGAUGGUUCUGAUGGAUAUGGAGAGAAAGGCAUAAAGGGAAAAAAAGGAGACCCCGGGUUUCCAGGGCUGCACGGGCUACAGGGAAGUGAUGGUGAACCAGGUGAUCCAGGAGAUAACGGGCCAAAGGGGAAUCGAGGAAAGAGGGGCUUAGGCGGCGCACCUGGUGAUAGCGGAGCUCCUGGAGAGCCAGGGUACCGGGGACAUAAGGGUGUGAAAGGAAAACGUGGAGGACUACCAAGAUCUGAAUGUGAGACGAUCCGCUUCAUCCGUGAGCAGUGCUCUUGUUAUCGAGGAGAAGAUCGCUGCCCAGUGUACCCUACAGAAUUGGUGGUGGCCUUUGAUAUGUCGGACGGAGUCUCCCAAAAGUCGUUCAACACAAUGAAGAAGAUCACGCAGUCCCUUUUAGAAGACGUAGCCAUCAGUGAAAGCAACUGUCCGACCGGGGCGCGUGUGUCUGUUGUGUCUUACGACUCCUCGGCGAGACACUUGAUUCACUUUUCCGAUUUUCAUAGUAAAAAGCUGCUUCUACAACAAAUUAGUAAUAUCACCCUGGAAACAUCCAGCAAUAAGCGGAAUAUUGGGGAAGCCAUGAGGUUCGUUGGAAGAAACACCUUCAAGCGCGUUCGGAAAGGACUGACGGUGAAAAAGGUGGCAUUGUUUUUUGCAGAGAGUUCAUCCCUUGAUUCAGUUUCCACAAGCACAGCUGCUCUGGAACUGAGCGCUAUGGACGUGUACACCUCGGUCCUCGCUUUCACAGACCUGCCAAGGCUCCGAAAGAAUUUUGUGAUCGACCCCUCAAGGUUUCAGUUUCUCUCAAUUCCCCAGCGUGAAAGUGACAUACAGGCGAGAUUAAACACCCUCAAAGACUGCCUGCUGUGUUAUGAUCCAUGCAGCCCAAAUCCCAUCUGCACCGACAGGAACACAAAGAGCUCCAUUGAUCUCGACAUGGACGUCGCCUUUCUUGUGGACAGCUCGAGAGCGAUGAGAAGCGAUGACUAUGAACGGUCGAGGCUUUUCCUGCACAGUCUACUCGAUGAGAUCGAUGUGUCAGCCCAGCCCAGGGCGCCAAGCAAAGGGGCACGGGUGGCACUGUACCAGCACACUGCACCAGGCUUCACUCCCAGUAACGCCUCACAAGUUCCAGUCCAAGAGGAAUUCAACUUUUUCUCGUACACCGACAAGAACAGGAUGAAGGCGCACAUCAUGGAGUCCAUGCGACACGUCCAAAGCUCUUCUGCAGUCGGAUACGCCCUCGAACACAUCGUCAACAAUGUCUUCUCGAAGUUAUCAAAAGUCAGGACUACCAAAAUUCUGUUUGUCCUCUUGGGUGGAGAGACCAGCCCUUGGGACUUCCAGAAACUGGAGGACAUUUCAAGGCAAGCCAAGUGCAAAGGCUUCACAAUUUUCACCUUGGCCUUUGGGGAGCACAUCAACGACACGCAGGCAGAGCUGCUCGCCAGCAUCCCGGCGGCCCACCACUUGUGUCACUCGGGGCGAAUUGUCGAGCCGGACAUGAGCUACGCCGUGAGGUUUGCUCGAGCCUUCUUCGGCCUCUUUCCCAAAAAAAUUAACACGUACCCCACAAAGGUCUUUGAGAAGAAGCACUGUGGAAAAGAACAGCAAGACGACGGGUCCCAGGUCUCAUCACUGGAAAGAAUGUCGUCUUCUGAAGAUCAGCAUGUCCAAUUACCAAAGAUGGACCCCCCAGGUGUAAUGAAUGACCAAGCGCAGGAGUCAAAGGAGCAGCCGGCAGCAGAGCAGCCGAACAUCGAGCAGACGACUGAAAAGGAAGAUCCGAAGGGCAAAGCGGCCACGAUAAAUCCCUGUUUGUUGCCAAAGGUUGCUGGGACUCCCUGCAAAGGACAACUUAAAGUCCAGUGGUAUUUCAACAAAAGCUCUCAGACGUGCAUCCCUUUCUGGUACAGAGGCUGUGGUGGCAACGCAAAUCAAUUUGAGGCCAAAUCCCGGUGCCUCGAGGUGUGCGCCAUCUUAGGUCAGCUCUCCCUUAAGAGUACAGCGGCCUGAUGAGAAGCGUUUCGAUUCACGGACCAAGCCUGUGUGGCCCACUGCCUGCCUGGAUUUGAUGCCACUGUCACCCUGCAUGUUGCCAGCUGCUCUCUGUUUGCCCACUGGUGGGCUUGAUAAGGACGCGGUGUGGACGAUGACCUUUAGUUCCAUGGACACAGACGGUGGGUGACUUUCAAGGGGCUCCUUCUGAUUCCUUUUUUUUUUUUUGGACUAUAAUGAGCACCAUACUAGACGUCCCCUCUCAUACAGUCAUAAUAAAUACCGUGGACUGCCAUCAAGUGGACACCUGUGUGCCUUUCAUGCUAAUUUAAACCAAAAUGUUUUCUCGGCUGUUACUCGGGUUUUUGAAGCGCAGAAUAUUCCACGUUUGUCUGCACCAGAAAGUUUCUAUCCAUGGUACAUUGUGUUUUCUAAAGGAUUUGUGUUUUGUUAUAUGUCUUUAAUUAAAACAAAGAAAUAUAUUGAAUUUAAAA